AUGUAUUUGUCAAAAGUACCUACAAAACUUAUAGAAGAUAUUGGUAUAGGGUUGUUUCCGAGCUUGAAACUUCCGGCUAAUUAUAGGUUUUUGCCCUCUACAAACGGGUUUUUGCCCUCCGCAAACGGGUGCUUACCCUCCGCAAACGCGUACUUACGUAAUCUACGGUCCUACGCCUACCUCGAAGAAGACGAAGCUUACUCGUCGCUACGCAAUACUACCGAGCUAUUUGCCUAUACUAGCUUCCUCUCUCCCUACUUCUCAGAACGAUCCCCGCUUCUUAGGUCUAUACUAGACGAUUGCCGCUUAGUUUUAGAUACGCUCCGGUCCUACCGGAUACUAUCCUUCCGUUAUAUCGUAGACUCUUCGUAA
Sphaerulina musiva SO2202 is the source of this 372-nucleotide messenger RNA. RefSeq lists its product as uncharacterized. Lineage: Eukaryota; Fungi; Ascomycota; Dothideomycetes; Mycosphaerellales; Mycosphaerellaceae. The record is from RefSeq and is a predicted model, not a curated record. Bases 1 to 372 code for a protein of 123 amino acids. The transcript is spliced from 5 exons.